Colletotrichum higginsianum IMI 349063 is the source of this 1194-nucleotide messenger RNA. Its product is annotated as Helix-loop-helix DNA-binding domain-containing protein. Bases 1 to 1194 code for a protein of 397 amino acids. The transcript is spliced from 2 exons. Lineage: Eukaryota; Fungi; Ascomycota; Sordariomycetes; Glomerellales; Glomerellaceae. The record is from RefSeq and is a predicted model, not a curated record. Gene Ontology annotation, molecular function: protein dimerization activity.
AUGCCGCGUCCCACGCUACCGCCCACGCCGGCGUCCUCGACGGACAUAAAGGGCCAAGACGGCUCCAAGAACUUCAACUCACUACAGCUCUCUUUCGAAUUGCCACCACCCGCUCUUGUUCAAGACGCCUCGAGAAUAUCCCCCAAAGACAUGCGGACGUCGCCGUACCCCGUACAGCCCAGUGAGACGGUCAAGUCCCGCCGGCGCUCGUCGGCAGCCCAAAAGGCCGCUUCGAAUGAGAGCUUCGCGCUACCACCCCCUCCGACGCGGUCUCGCAAAAUCAUCCAAAUGAAGCCCAGAACGACGCAAGAGGAACCUGAGGAGGCCCCGGCUACCGCUAGCGGUGCCAAGUCGGGGACUGCGGGUCUGGGAAAGGCCGGUGCGGCGCCGGCUGGGGCCUCCACUCCGGCGGCUCAGGGCAAGAAAAAGCAGCCUUCCGCAACGAGCGUGGCGGGUCGCAAGAUUGCUAGGAAGACGGCGCACAGUCUCAUUGAGCGUCGCCGCAGGUCAAAGAUGAAUGAGGAGUUCGCCGUGCUGAAGGGCAUGAUCCCGGCUUGUACGGGGGAAAUGCACAAGCUGGCCAUUCUUCAGGCAUCAAUCGAAUACGUGAGAUACCUCGAAGACUGCGUUGCCAAACUCAAGGCUCAACGGGAAGCGUCCGAGGCCCGCUCACCCACCGAGUCUGGUUUGCAGACCCCUUCGGGCCGCAGCGAGACAUGGGGUUCCAUCCCGCAAUUUGUCCCUAGAUUUCAGGAAGACCCUGAUGAUGAUGUCGAGAUGACCGGCUCGGAGGCUCCGUCGCCGACGUUCCCGCCCGUCCAGCAACAGCAGCAGCCGUCCGUGUCGCCGGCACUCCUGCCGCAGGACACCAACUCAAGGCACCGCCACGACUCAUACUCUUCCGUAUCGACGGACCACGCACGAAAUUACAGCUAUAGCACGUCGACGACCGCGUCGCCUGCGUUCGGGCCACAGACGUACGCCGGGUACGGGCACGGUGGUGGCGUUGGGUCGGCACUUACAAGUCCCGCGUUGGCACCGUUGAGGGAUCUGGAUCAGGAGGCGACGGCCGCACUGUUGAUGCUGAAUAGUGACCGCAGGGGGACCGUCGGAGAUACGAAUACAGGUGCGAACGGUGGCGCUGUGAGGAGCGCUGGAAGGGGGAUGUCAGUGAGGGAUUUGCUGAGCACGUAA